GCAGGCGUCACGGAGGGCCAAAGCCUGGGCGGUUAGGCUGAGCCGGCCGAGCGGGCCGAGCGGCCGGAGCGGGCGGAGCAGGCGGCGGGCGGCGGGCAGUGUAGGGAUGAGCUACGGAGCAGGGAAAACUGCCGACUGAGCGGCCGCUUCGGGGCCCUCGCUUGUCGUUUCCGUCUUUAUUCCGUCCAGAGUCCCUCCUGGCUCGCGGACCCGCCCACCCUUCCCAUACCGUGGGAGGAAGCGCGGCUGCUUGACGAGUUAGGGGCUGAAUGUUUAGCUCUCUUGCUCCCCUAGGUCCCCAGAGACAAGCUGGAUUCCGAGGUCAAGGGCUCCCUCUCCUCCUGCGCCCCGGCCCGGGCCGAGGAGUCCGACCGUGGAGGGGCGAGCUCGGGAGGAAAGCAGAUGAGGAUGGCUCAGUCCAACAUGCCCCACAAGUCUGAUGUGUUGAGUCAAGAUGAACUGCGCAAAAAGCUAUACCAGACGUUUAAGGAUCGGGGUGUACUGGACACACUUCAGACCCAACUCCGAAACCAGCUAAUUCAUGAAUUGAUGCAUCCUGUAUUGAGUGGAGAAGUGAAGCCGCCAUCCAUUUCAGUGGAAGGGAGUGCCCUCCUAAUAGGGGCUUCUAACUCGCUGGUGGCAGACCACUUACAAAGAUGUGGCUAUGAAUAUUCACUCUCUGUUUUCUUUCCAGAAAGUGGUUUGGCAAAAGAAAAGAUAUUUACUAUGCAGGAUCUACUACAACUCAUUCGGAUUAACCCCUCAUCCAGUCUCUAUAAAUCAUUGAUUUCAGGAUUUGAUAAAGAAAAUAAAAAAGGUUUUCUUAUGAGUUUCUUAAAGGAGUUGGCAGAAUAUUAUCAAGCUAAAGAGAGCUGUGAUGCGGAAACUCAGACAAGCACCACAUUUCCCAGCCAAGUGUCCCUAGCCGAGAAGUUUCAGCUUAUUGACGCUCAAUUUGCAGAUGGUUUUCCUCACCGUUCCAAGCUAGAAUCUUUAGAGACAAAGUUAAACGAGUAUAAGAAAGAAGUACAACACCAGCUUCAGGUAGAAAUGUGUCAUAAGCUGAAGUAUUUUAGAGAAGCUGAAAUAACAAAAGUUAAGAUGGAAGAGAGAAGAAAGUAUGAAAAGGAAUUGGCUGAGUUCCAGAAUGAAUUUGAAAGAACUUGUCAAGCAAAAAAUGAAGCCCUCAUUUCUCAGGAGAAGAAUUCUCUGGAAAGAAUUAAAAAACACCGAGAGAUGGAAUCAAAAGAAAUUUAUGCUCAAAGACAGCUUCUACUAAAUGAUAUAGCUUUGCUUAGAGGUAGAGAAGCAGAGCUGAAGGAGCGAAUCGAAACUUUUGAAUUGACCCAGAAGCUCCAAGAAGAAAAAAUUAAAAGUGAGGCUGAGGCACUUGAGAGACGGGAACAGAAUCUGAAGAAUAUUGAAGACACCUAUGAUCAGAAACUCAAAACUGAACUGCUAAAGUACCAACUGGAGCUAAAGGAUGACUACAUCACUAGGACAAAUAAACUCCUGGAAGAGGAAAGGAAGAAUAAAGAAAAAACUAUUCAUUUGCAAGAGGAGCUCACAGUUAUUAAUUCAAAAAAGGAAGAACUCAGUAAAUCUGUUAAGCAUAUGAAAGAAGUUGAGCUGGAACUGGAGUCUGUGAAAGCUCAGUUUUUAGCAAUAUCAAAACAAAACCACUUGCUGAAUGAAAAGGUGAGAGAGAUGAGUGAUUACUCACAACUGAAAGAAGAGAAAGUGGAGCUUCAGGCACAAAAUAAACUACUUAAACUGCAACUGGAAGAGACUAGGAAUGAAAACUUACGACUCCUAGACCGCAUAACUCAGCCACCUCCUGAGCUUGUGAUUUUUCAGAAGGAAUUACAGAAAACAGAAAAGGCUAUGGAACUGGAGCACAAGGACUUUGAAACUCAUAGGCAGGCUCUUGAGAAACAGCUGCAGAGUGAAAUUGAAAAUUCUGCACAGCUAAGGACCCAGAUAGCAGAAUAUGAUGCUUCUGUCAAAAGGUUAACUGUUCAGGUGGCUGAGUUAAAGUCACAACUAAAACAAACUCAGAUAGCCCUAGAGAAUGAAGUGUACCGAAAUCCAAAACACUCUCUGAUUCAUUCCCUGAGUGGCCUCCUAUUGAGCGGCAAGAUGGCACCCCACAGUGAAGAUAAAAGUGGGGAUUUCUUGAAUGUACCCCUUGAACAGAACAAGGUUAUAGCAGGUGCAGUUAUGUCAAGGGUCCCACCUUAUGUAAAUACAGCAACAGAAGCUAGUUCCCCAGAGUCUGACUUUGAGUUUAUAGCCAGUAGUACUAAAGCCAAAGUAAGAGAGCUAGAGCAAGAGGCUGAACGCUUGGAAAAGGCAUUCAGAACUUACUAUCAAAGAGCUACUCAGAAUCCUUCUACGAGCCCUCAGCCGGCAAAGAGUCCUCCAUCUGUAAACUCGGUGGCAGCUCUCAGAAGCAUAGCUUCCAGUUCCAUGGACAGACCUGUUUCUGCAGAGGACAGAGUUGUCUCGGAACAGCCUCUUGGGGACAUGCUGAAGGAAGAAAUGAGUGAUAUGUCCAAAGCAUUCAUGGGCAGUGUGGUUUCACGGCCACGCAGGACCUCUUCCUCCACACGCCUCUCCUCUACACCCCAUCCAAAAUCGAGAAGAAGUCUUGAUAAUGAAAUGUAUCUGGAAGGUCUCGGGAGAUUACACAUGACUUCCUCCAGCCCUCUUCUUGACAGAGUUUCUGCAUCACCUGCUGCUUCCCCUAGUCCUUGUCCUGAGAGAACAGCCCAGGCGUCACCUGUUCCAUCUAGGCACAGCUUCUCUGGUCUUCCAGAGCAAAAUGCCUGUUUAUAUCAGAGACAAACUGAAACGCAAGAUAAAAGUGAGCUUUCAAAUGUGGACAAGCAAUCUUUGAAAGAUGAGAAAUUUGAACCACCUUUCAGAUGGAACAAGACAGAACAGUUUGAAGCAGAAGGACUCCACCCUGCUGGUGACAUGCCUGGAAUAGAUUUUGCUGUGGCUACUCAGUCUUCAAGACUCAUUUCAUACGACUACCCAAGUGCUGUUCAGAGCCAAACUGGAGAACAAGACGAACAGGAGCUAUGGGAGCUUCACAUGAAAGAACGCAGGCAGAGAGAAGAACAAAGGCAUAAUGAACGGCAAGAAGCUUUAGAGAGGGAAAGAAGAGAGCUGGGAAAACUAGAGCAGGAGCGGAGGAUGAUUGAAGAGUCACUGAAGAUGGAGAUGGAAGAAGAAUUAGAAAAGAGUGUUCAAGACCAGAAAGACAAAUCAGCUCAUUGUGAAAAUACUUUAGAAAAAUACAUGAAAAUUAUCCAGCAGAGACAGGAAGAAUCAAAUGCAGAUAAGAGCUCCAAAAAAUCGGGCAAAGAAUGCUCACUAGUGGACAUGAUGAUGCCUAGUGACAAGGAUGAAAGGUAUGGCUUCCUUCAAACAUGUCCCUCAGGCAAAUCAGUAUUGCUCAUGUUACCAGAUAAAAAUGAUCAGAUACUUGAGCUUGCCUUAAAGAAACCAUUGGAUUAGUAAAAAUUACUCCUUUUGAAAGUUAGUAUAUGAUAGUAUAUUCUGGUAAUUCCAGCACUCUGCUGCCUGAGACAGGAAGAUCAAGAGUUUGAAGCUACCUUGGGCUACAUAGUAAGACUCUCAAAAGUUAUGAAUUUAAAAGGGAUGGAGGUUUACUUCAGUUAGCAGAGUGUUGAACUAAAAGGUAGAAGUCCCUGGGUUCAAUCCCAGACACUCAUAAACAGGGCAUGGUGCCACAUGCCUGUAAUUCCAUUACUCAGGUAGAAGCAGGAGGUAUUUAAAAAUUUAAGGUAAGUUUUGUUUACAUAGGCCAGCCUGAGGCACAGGAGGCCUUUAUUAAAAAAUAAAACAGAACAAAAUAAAAAGCCACUGGCCUCAAAAAGUCGAUUGUGAUUUGACUUGUGAAAUUGACCCUAAUACUAAUUGUAAGUGAGAGCAAAAACACGACAAGAAAGGAGGAGGACCAUUCUGAAGAUGUAGAGCAGUGCUUCUUAGCCUUCCCAAUGCCGUGACCCUUUAAUACAGUGCCUCAUGCUGUGGUCACCCCAACCAGGAAGUUAUUUUCAUUGCUACUUCUUAACUGUAAUUUUGCUACUGUAGGAAUUGUAAAUAUAUGUUUUCCGAUGGUCUUAGGUGACCCCUGUGAAGGGUUGUGACCUACAGAUUAAGAACCUGAUGAUGUAGAAGUUGGCAUGAAUUUUUUAAACAUCUAAUUUUUCUCUUUAGUUCUCCAGGAUUUUCUCAUGAAGAACCAGAUGACAUGUGGUAAUAACAUUAGCUGUCUAGUUUCUCACAAGAAGUCACGUAAUAUGUGUUCUUGUUUUUCUGGAAUUAAAGUUGUCAAAAAAACUUUGUGUAUUUUUUUAACAUUGUUUUAAUUUUAUACCAUAAUGUCUGAGACAACAGUAACAGAGUCAGCUGAACCCUUCCCCCCUCCCCUUUUAUUUUUGGAGACAAGAUCUCUGUGAAGCCCUGGCUGGCCUUGAAGUCACAGAUUCGCCUGCCUCUGCCUCCCUUUGAAGGCAUGCACCACCACACUUGGCCCAUGUAGUCCUCUAGCCAUGGCAUGUAUUCAUUGUUUUAAAAUGACAUUCCUCUCUCUGGCUUUGUCUUAAGUUACAUCUAUUUGAAAACUUAUCUUGUCACCUUCCAGGCUUGCAUUUGCUAAGUUUAAGCUGUGUGCCUCCUGCUCCACACUUGGGCUAUAAUGUGUAAAACAGGAAGCCAUCCUCCCAGCACAGUUUUGUCCCUGGACAUGAACACAAAUCUUUUCAUUGUAAUGUCUAUAAAUAAUAUUUUGCAUCUGGUGUGGUUAAACUUGUAGGUUCUCCAGUAUUCAUAUGUUUGAACCCUAGUGUGAUGGUAUUAGCUGGUGGGCCUCUGGGGCGUGAUGCCAUGAAAGCAGACCCUCCUACAUAGAAUGAAUGAGAGCGCAGUCAUCCCUUUCAGAAGUACCAAGAACUUGACACUGUACAAACCAAGGCCUGACCCUUACCAGGCACUGAACUUGCCAGCACUUUGUUACUGAGAUUCUCAGUCUCCAGAACUGUAAAAAUGAAACAAAAACUCCAAAGUUCUAUUCUUUACUCCCUACCUUGUCUAAGAUUAUUUUUGUAGCAGGAGUAAGCCAGCAUCUUUACUGUAGAAUCCUUUAAUCUUAUUUAUAAUGGAUAAUGGGUGAACUUGUUGAUUUUUAAAUAUUUAGGUUACUAAAUAUUUUAAAUAUUUUAAAAUAUAAUAAAAAGGUAACUUAUAACUCUGACUUCUUUUUUUUUUUUAACCCUCCAAGACAGGGUUUCUUGGUCUAGCAGUCAUGGCUGUCCUGAAACUCACUUUGUAGGUCAGAUUGGCUUCAAACUUAUAGAGAUCUGCCUGUCUCUGCUGCUCAAGUGGUGGGACUAAAGGUGUGUGCCACCACCUGGCUCAUUUCAUCCUUUAAAGUGUGUGUGUGUGUGUGUGUGUGUGUGUGUGUUUAAACCAGAGGUAAUUGGAAAAACCUGUGUCCCCCAGAGGUUCCUAUGUUUGAUGGUAGAAUUACUGUCAAGGUUACUUGUGGUUGUGUUAAAGCACUCUAGUAUUUAUUCAGGAGGCUUAUCCAGUGACACAGUGCAGCCUGAGCAGACGGUGUUAAGUGAGACAAGCUUCAUUACAUUGGAGCUCCUGCUCAUUUCCCUGCAGUGCGUGAGUGAAGGGGAAUGAUCCAGAGGCAAGUCCUCAUUUAGAGGUGCUGUGCCCAGAAUGCUAAAGGCACGGCCUCACAUGGAGAGCAAAUGCAUAGGCACCCUGACAGGGUUCUUUCAAGUUAGACAAGGAAAUCCCCACACAAAUUUAGUGCUGCUGCUUAAAGAAUCAACUUAGACUUAGCUUUCAUUAUAUCCCCAAAUAUACCUUUCCCCCUAGACUUUGGCUUAUAAGUCAACAGUUUAUAGACCCUUAUUCAAGUUCCCCAUUUUUUCCUUUGCCCAAGAUUAAACUAUGUAUGUGUCAAUCCUGUAGGUAGAUGGCUUUUUAUUGGAGAAACUAGUUGGGAAAAUUCUGUGCGUUUCACACUCAAGUGCUAGUAGCAUUUUAUACAAAGUACAGCUCAGUGGGCUACAGUAUUUUCUCAAUUUGCUCUUGCUAAAAACAUUUUGCUUGUGUUUGUGUGCACGUGCAAAAUGAAACCAGUAGCAGUCUUCCAUGGACUAUAUGUCUCUACCUAUGUAAAAUCUUGAUGAUGUAUAUUAUUUAAAAAAAAUGACACCAUACCGCGAACAGAGAAAGAUAGGAUUUAUGUAUGGUAAAAAGGCAAGCGAAUGAAGCUAUAAUUUUAUUUCAUUAUUCUUUAGUACAUCCACAACUAUUUCCACCUAAAUAGAUCUUUAAAAUAAGCAUACACAAGUAUUGACUAUUAUCUACAAAUAUUUAUUGUAACACUUGAAUAGAACUACAGGAAGCCCUUGGCACUGAUAGAAAAUAUUGAUUCACUGUUAGGUUACAAAAAUUUAUACAUAGCAAAAUUUAAUGCUCUUUACAUAAAAAAUAUUAGACUACUUCAACAAAACUUUCAAAAGUUCCUGGCAAUAGCUACCAGAAUUAGAAAAGUAAAAUUAGGCUUUAGACACCGCCUCUUCUAGAACACUGGACUCUUAACAGCACCUCCACUGCUGGAAACAAUAAUUCUGUCAUGCAACAGGAAAACAAAACACUAAGCUAUCUUGGAACAACUGUUCUACA
Mus musculus (house mouse) is the source of this 6741-nucleotide messenger RNA. It is a transcript of the gene Ofd1, whose product is annotated as OFD1, centriole and centriolar satellite protein. NCBI's taxonomy places the organism in Eukaryota, Metazoa, Chordata, Mammalia, Rodentia, Muridae. Gene Ontology annotation, molecular function: molecular adaptor activity; identical protein binding. Gene Ontology annotation, biological process: cilium assembly. Bases 403 to 3525 code for a protein of 1040 amino acids. Gene Ontology annotation, cellular component: extracellular region; cilium; centriolar satellite. The record is from RefSeq and is a predicted model, not a curated record. The transcript has 22 exons.